Molecule: messenger RNA, 1179 nt
Organism: Dibothriocephalus latus
Lineage: Eukaryota; Metazoa; Platyhelminthes; Cestoda; Diphyllobothriidea; Diphyllobothriidae
Source: the annotation of a GenBank genome assembly
AUGAUGGUAGAAGCAGAACCAGGCCUGUCUUACUCGAGCCUGGCUACACACCUACUAAAAGAAUUUGAGUCAUUCGUUCGCGUGAAACCCGCCUUCUUCAAGUACAAUCUCAGCUUACUCUCCCACCGCAAAGCUGUUGUCGCCUUCACUGACCCGGAGAUACGCAUCGUGGUUGGGCUUCCAUCGGGCGGCGAAAACUUCCUCUUCUUCGACAUAAAGCUCACGUUCGACGACAAGGACUUCACUGAAGACUAUAACGGUGUUUCUCUACAACGUUAUGCCCGCCAUGAGUUUCUGGAUAAGGAGAACCGUUUGGUCUUUUAUGUACGUCCACCAAAGCCAGGCGCUUAUCUUCUGAAGAUUUACGUCAAGCACACGCAAGAAGAAGUUACUAUCGCUUCCGACGGCCCAAAAACCGUAAAACAGUAUCAAAAAGUGUGUGAUUAUGGGCUGAGAGCGAAAGUUCCACCCAAUGCCUGUCUUCCACCCUUCCCACACACCCUAUCUACUGACUACGGCCGGGCGAAGGCGGCAACGAGCUUCAACAUCGGCGCAGUCUGUCGGGAUGGCACUGUUCGCGCCACUCAGGGAACCGUUGAAUUACGCUUCUCCAGCCUAGAUUCGAACAGUCCUUUGCCUCAAAUGAUGGGUAAACUCAAGUGCACGGCAUUGUCCGCGGAUGCCAUGAAGCACUGCAUCGUCCAACGCCCCCUCUCCAACAAUACAGAAUUUGUCUUCUCGAUUUUCCUGCCAAACGCGGGCGAGUACGUUCUACAAGUUUACGCCAGCGACCCCCGACGUGGUGGUGACUCCUACGUGAUGGUGAGUUUCUCUUUUAAUUUUGCAGUAGAUGGCACCGGGAAUGCUUUUUUCUAUGAUGUAAAUAUCCCGUCCUUUGGCUCUUUUCUUACUCAGCUAUGGCGAUACCUGCUUAUCUCAGAUCAAGCCUCUCCGGUAUGUGGCUUGCCCAGUCUGCCACCUGACUACCUGGGGCCCGGUCCCAAAUUCGCGGAGUUGGGCCUCUCGACGGUGAGCCAUUCUGAUCCCUUCAUCAGGGCUGACACUGGGGAGCUCUGCGUUCGCUUGGCCUACCAGGAGAGUCUGCCGCUUAAGUGGAAGGCAAAGCUUAUAUUUGCCAAAAAUGAUUCCUCAGACGACUGCUCUAACAUGGUUAGUUAA